GUAAUCUUCAGCCCCUUUAUUAUAAUCCUUGAGAGAUUUUUUAUUCAAAGCCAUCGCUUAAACAUACUUCAAGAUGCAGUGCUCAAAGAUUCUGUACAUGACUGCCAUGCUGGCCAUCGGAGCCCAUGGGCUUGCUAUAAGAGCAGCAAGUUCCACGUCCACCACUGCAGUUCCUGCACCGACCGUGCAGCCCUGGACUCAUACACCUACCUGGACCGACGUGCGCUCCUCUGGUGAGCAGAAGCGCGAAGCAGCCGGUGCAGCGAUUGGCACCAAUGGCUGGACACAUGUUCCCGAGGAGGCCAAUAAGCGCGAAGUAGACGCCGCAGCCGUUGGACCCGAGCUCUGGACUCACGUUCCUGACACCUGGACAAAUGCUAAAAAGCGUGGAGUGAUCGGCGCCGAGGGCUGGACACAUGUUCCCGAGAAGGCGAACAAGCGCGGACCAGUCAUUGGCACCGAGGGCUGGACACAUGUUCCUGAGAAAGCCAACAAGCGCGGAACAGUCAUCGGCGCCGAGGGCUGGACACAUGUCCCCGAACAGGCCAACAAGCGCGGAUCAGUCAUUGGCACCGAGGGCUGGACACAUGUUCCCGAGAAGGCCAACAAGCGUGGAGUGAUCGGCGCCGAGGGCUGGACACAUGUUCCCGAGAAGGCGAACAAGCGCGGAACAGUCAUCGGCGCCGAGGGCUGGACACAUGUCCCCGAACAGGCCGACAAGCGCGGACCAGUCAUUGGCACCGAGGGCUGGACACAUGUUCCCGAGAAGGCCAACUAG
Truncatella angustata is the source of this 778-nucleotide messenger RNA. RefSeq lists its product as uncharacterized. The record is from RefSeq and is a predicted model, not a curated record. NCBI's taxonomy places the organism in Eukaryota, Fungi, Ascomycota, Sordariomycetes, Amphisphaeriales, Sporocadaceae. The transcript has 2 exons. The coding region runs from base 74 to 778 and encodes 234 amino acids.